GGCAUAUAUAUAUAAAUAACCCCUUGCGCACCUACCACCUGUUUAGCUCGAAGUGCUAAAAACCAGUACGAGCAUUAAACAGGAAGGGGCGGAGCUCCAACGGCUGCCGGGACCAGGGCGCCGCUGGGGAGGAAGCUGCGGCAGCGGGAGGCGCAGGUCAGUCCCGCGGCCCGUUAGCCGCCCCGCUACGCCCCUCGCCGUCCCGGCCGCGGGUCGGAGGUCUGCAAUCCCGGGGUGACCCUCGGCUCUAUGCACUGGGGGAGCGGCGACACCAGAUUCAUGGCCACCGCGGCGGCUCCGUCUUCCUUGGCCCUCAGCGCCGCCAGCAGGGCCGGGGCCCCCAGCUCCUACGGAGUCUUCUGCAAAGGGCUCUCCCGCACCCUGCUCGCCUUCUUCGAGCUGGCCUGGCAGCUUCGAAUGAACUUCCCGUAUUUCUACGUCGCGGGCUCGGUGAUCCUCAACAUCCGCUUGCAGGUACACAUCUAGUGCCGCGAUUACGCUGCCGCCAUCCCGGCCAGGACAUGGCGGACUCCCAGGAGGCCUGGCGGCGGCGGAAGAAAGCUGCGAGCUCGGAGCUCUGGAGUCUCGCGAGAGGCGCGAGCGCUCUGUGCGGCUGCGCUCUUCGUUCCUAGCGGGGCUUCGCGGGCCGGGGCGGAAAGCGGGUGGCGGCUGGAGAGAGGGCUGGAGAGAGGAAGUGCGCGCUUUUCCUGGAUGGCAAAGAACUUCCGUUAAGGCCUACGACAAUAUUUAAGAAGCUUUGCAUCCUAAAAAGCAGGGCGAACGUGGUGCAUUGGAAACAAGGGCGGCUACUGAAGUUUUCAGAAAAAAGUAUUUUUUAAUGUACAGGCUCACGGUCCAAAUUAAAACAAAUUUCGGGAAGGUGGGAUUGGAUUGUUACCAAGACACUGAAUGACUACGAAGCUGACGAUCUUAAAGAUAUACGUGGAAGGCAGAUAUAUUCAACAAGAGAAAAACAAUGACAAUCUGAAAUCUUCAAUGAAAAAAAGCACAACUGUACAGGAAAAGCAUCCUUCUAAUAUCAAACAAUGCAAAAUGCUGGACUUUGAACAGAGGGUUGGAGUUUUAGAAUAUGGACUCUAUUUCAGUGUCCCUGUAGUUCAAGACCUUGGAGCCAAAGAAAAGGAAAUCCAGUCAUACAGAGCACUGCCCUUGGCUACUUUGCGAAUAACCUUUACAUAAUCAUAAUAAUGAAUGUAUAUGAUGUUUAUGGUUUUUAUCUUUUGAGAGGAUACGUAAUUAUGGUUAAGGUAGAAUGCAAAUGUUAACAGCUUUGGUAAUGGAAAAGUACAGUUUUCAAGUAGGGUUGUUGAAAGGGGAGGAGGGAAGGUAUAUGGAAUGCUAAUGGUGUCCUUAUAAAGUAGGAAGUUUAGAGAUGCGGUCUGUAGUUGACGUGGAAAAGAAGCAUUUGAUUAUUUCAAGAGUAAAUAGCAUAAAGAGUAUGCCAUAAAGAUGCUAAAGUCGUAAUAUAACUAUAUUAAAGAGGAUGGGAGUAGGGGAGAAUGGCUUGAAUUCAAGAAGAAAUGCCUAAAGAUAGAAACUUAGUUGGAAUGUCUCAAAACAAACAAACAAAAAACCAGAGUACCAGAUGUGUUUGAAUAUAAAGACAAGAGAUUUAGUUUUUCAGCACCUGGGGAUGAAUUCAUGAUCUGAGGAAUUUUUUAAAAUUAAAGAAACUUAAGGAAAA
Molecule: messenger RNA, 1705 nt
Organism: Hyaena hyaena (striped hyena)
Lineage: Eukaryota; Metazoa; Chordata; Mammalia; Carnivora; Hyaenidae
Gene: SMIM10L1
Product: small integral membrane protein 10 like 1
Exons: 1
Coding region: 250-486 (78 amino acids)
Source: RefSeq, a predicted model, not a curated record